AUGAAUAGUGAAGAAGAAUUCUAUGAUGCCGUCACAGGUGAGUAGAGAAUGGUGCAUUUCUAUCUUUUUAAAGGAAAUUAUACUUUAAUAUAUUAAACAUUUGGGGAAAGUUUGAGAAGGAAUCCUGUCUGUUUUGAAUACCGUAUUUUUCGCCCCAUAGGACGCACUGGCCCAUAGGACACACCUAGUUUUUUGGGGUGGAAAAUAAAGGGGGAAAAAAUUUUUUUCCCCUCCAGGUGCGCUGCGCUAAUCCCGCAGCUUGGGGUGUGCGGAGCUCAGUGCGCCCCAAGCUUCUGGGUGCAGGCAAGCUCUCCGCUAGCCCUGGGAGAGCUGGGUCUUCCACGGCUAGCGGAUAGCUUCCUGAAGCCUGGAGAGCGAGAGGGGUCGGUGCGCACCGACCCCUUGCUCUCCAGGCUUCAGCGAAGCCUGCAUUCGCCCCAUAGGACGCACACACAUUUCCCCUUCAUUUUUGGAGGGGAAAAAGUGCGUCCUAUAGGGCGAAAAAUACGGUAAUAGAUCUCUGUACUUUUGUGGCUUUAUCUUAAAUACCCAAGCCUCUCCCACCCUUACUCCAAAAAUCAAUCCUCCCCAGGAAAAAAAGCAAGUUGUUUCCACAGUGGAAUCUAUAGUCAUUCGGAGAGGAAAAGUUAAAAAUGAAGGCAUAAGAGUAAAUUGUAUUGGUUGAGAUUCUUACAGCUUACAGUUCAUGAGGAAGAACAUUGUAGGUUGGAACCUUGAAAUGUGAAUUCUGGUGAGGGUAGACAUUCCCACAGGGUUGGGAAACUGUGUCUCUCAAGCUGUUAUCGGACUUCAUCAGCCCCAGCCAGCAUUUCUAGUAGUCAGGGCUGAUGAGAGAUGGAGCUGCAGGCCCCACUUAUCAUUUACAGAAAUAAACAGAAAUAUAUUCAACCAUUCCAAUAAAAUAUUUUCAAUUUGGCUAUUUUCCUGACUUUUCCUUUCUACCAAAAUGGAAAACUGAGUUAUAAUGGCCAUCUCAUAGCUGAUGGGGGUGGUGACUCAUAAAAGGAAGAUAAGAAGGUAUUAGAUAAGAGUAUUGUUUUAGAAGGAGAAGACACAACUGGGCGCUGGGGUUUCCAAAACUGUUUGGAAAUGGAGGGAAGGGCAUGGACUUGAGCAAUUUACUAGAAACUUACUGUCUAAGAACUAGCGCAAACUUAUGGGCGUGGGCAGGGAGGUCAGCCCCCCCCCAUCAAGCAAAUACAGUGGUACCUCUGGAUGCGAACGGGAUCUGUUCCAGAGCCCCGUUUAUAUCCCAAAGCGAAUGCAAUCUGCGUGUGCGUGGGUCACAGUUCGUCGCUUCCGCCCAUGCACGUGAUGUCAUUUUGAGCAUCUGUGCAUGUGCGAGCGGCGAAACCCGGAAGUAACACGUUCUGUUACUUCCGGGUCGCCUCCGAGCGUAACCUGAAAACGCUCAGCCCGAAGCUACUUCAACCCAAGAUAUGAUUGUAAAUAGAAAUACUUAAGUAACUGACCAAUUGCAUCACAUAUAUCUCUAUAUCUCAGUUCUGCCCCCCCACAACAUAAAGCCUGCCCCCCCCCCCCAUGAAUCCUGGCUACGCCUAUGAGCAAACUUGCAUUAUAUACAUGUUUACUGGAAAUACAUUGCUUGUGUUUUAGGGGAAACUCCUAGUUGCAGAUAUUUUUGUCCUCUAGACUUUAAACCACGAAGCAGUGGUUGUUGUCACCUGCCAAACAUAACGGCUUUCAGGGUCUGUCUUGUUCCUCCCUCUGCUCUUCUCUCUCUCUCUCUCUCUCUCUCUCUCUCUCUCUCUCUCCCCCCGCCCCAUAUUUCAUUGACUAUUUCUUUGUGAGACUAUUUCUGUAAAUAAAAGUAUAUAUGUAAAAAAGCAACUCUUACUGUACUUGUCUACAUAAGUAAUUAUGCUUCAGGGAAUUCAGAGGGGGGCAUAACCAUACCAGUCCACAUAUUGUUUGUAAAGAUCCACUUUGGUGGAUGGGAGAUUGCCUCCUCUUGAUGUGGUUACACUCCAUUUUAUGUCAAAUGUUUUGGUUAUUUUGGAUGAAUACAAAGUCAACUUACUACAAGCCAAAGGAUUGCUAAUAAACGGCUUUUGGGCAUGUUUGUUACACUAGAGUCCUAGGCAUGUCUACUCAGAAGUAGGUACUGUUGAGGUUAAUGAGUCUUACUCCAGUAAAGAGUGCAGAUUGCAGUCAUAAAAGCAUCAAGGAAUUGUCUCUGACUUUCAGUAAAUUUGCUUUCAUUUCAACUUACGUAAUUGUGGCAGUCAUCAACAAAUUCCACCGCACUUAUUGCCAGCAGGUGGCUCUGUUAAUUGUAUUCAUCUCCUAAAAUAAGUGAGCCACUGACCUUGCUCUGCUUCAAGAACCUACAAAUGACAUGUAACCUUAUUUUACACUCUUGGCAGCAUUGUAGGUUGCAUUAGGUGUUAGAUUCCUAGAGCCAGUGGAAUUUUAAUUACUAUCAACACUAACAAUAAUUCUUUUCACAAACACUAGAAUAAAGUUCAAGUUUUAAGGAUAGGUUGUAGUUCCAUAAAAUGUUAUAUAGUGUCUUGCUUUGUUUUAUCUUGUAAUACUUAACACCAGCUGUUACAAGGUAGGUCAGUAUUAUGUCAAAAGAGACAAUGCACGUAUUUUUGUAGACCAAGAAAAUCUUUAAUUAAAAUGAUUAAAUCAUCAAAUUACAGAUUGGAAGUGGGGAUCUGAGGGACCAGUUUACCUAAUGUCAUCUAGUAAGUUUCUGGUAAAGUUGAGAUUGAUUGGUAGCCUCAGCAUUUAGCCAUCAGCUGCAUCAAAUACUUUAUUAGUUCAUCUCCUUGAAAGUUAAAUAAAUAAAUCCCUGUCACACCAUGAGAAGUUAAAGCCAGUUAUGAGGUUUGGAGGGAAAGGUGUAAUUAAUUCUAAAAUGGAGCAUUCUGAGCAGUUUGCAAUACAUGAAAUAAUAACAGACAUCAAAUCUAAUUUAUAGAUUAGAUAAUAAACAGUCUCCUUGGUUGAUUUUGAUGAACAGGAACAGAUGUGGGUAUAUAUGAGAGGUGGGUCAAAUUCUGUAGGGCAGGUUGCACAAAUCAAAUAAUUCGGAGGAUCAUUUCUGCACAAAGCCACCACAAAGGAACAGAAGGCAUGCAGGGUCAUCACCAGCUCUGCUCAGAAGCCAUAGCGGAGUGGAUGCAGGGCUACUCCAUAGGUGGGGCUAAGAGACCAGCAGCUUUUGUCGCAUAUUAUCCAUGAAUUUUUCCACCCCAUCUUGUCAUUGACAGAACUUGUAACUAAGAAUUUAUACCUGUGUACCUAAUUUCUUUCUUUACUUAUCAAUCCAUUUCCUUUCUUUAUCAUGGUUUUUUUAAUUGCUGGGAAGGACUUUUCAUGUCUUUUUUUAAAAAAAUAUGGUUCUGGAAGUCUUUUUGGCUAAAGAGUGGGCUACCUUUUUCUGAUACUGUCUCUGUCACAACCUAAAAGACUCCCAUGAUAAUGCUUUUUAGGAGAACACUACAGUUCUCACAGGGACGCGGGUGGCGCUGUGGGUUAAACCACAGAGCCUAGGACUUGCCAAUCAGAAGGUCGGCGGUUCGAAUCCCUGCGACGGGGUGAGCUCCUGUUGCUUGGUCCCUGCUCCUGCCAACCUAGCAGUUCGAAAGCACAUCAAAGUGCAAGUAGAUAAAUAGGUACCACUCCGGUGGGAAGGUAAACGGCGUUUCCGUGCGCUGCUCUGGUUCGCCAGAAGCUGCUUAGUCAUGCUGGCCACAUGACCCGGAAGCUGUACGCCGGCUCCCUCGGCCAAUAAAGCGAGAUGAGCGCCGCAACCCCAGAGUCGGUCACAACUGGACCCUAAUGGUCAGGGGUCCCUUUACCUUUACCUUACAGUUCUCACGGUUCUGUUCUUUUUGCAUUCUCCCCUAACAGACCUUCUCCUUGACUCUGAAAACAGCCCUUCAUAUAACCUUUCCACACUUUUGUUUCUCUGUUACAGGUAGCAGCCCUUUUAGGUGUGUCUAGUACAAACACACAUUGCGCCAAACUCGGAAGUGACCCAAAAAUGUCUCAAAAAGGGGCAGAACAGGGUGUUUUCAGGCUUUUCCAAUGGUGUUUCAAAUAUACGCGAUUUCACUUUUCAUGAGGCUCAGUUUUAUGUUGUGGCAGCUCUUCCUAAUAUUGCCUAUAAGGGAAUGGCAUUAUGUAUAAAAGCAAGCAGGGAGGCACCCAGUUGCUUAUGGAACACAUCUUGUGCUUGAGUUUCUAGGUGGAGAUUAGUUUCUACCUGGUUUCUAACUGGUUGGAGCUAUUACUGAGUAGAUGAGUUAAUCUUUGAUGGUUGACUCAUUAAACAUUUCAGGUCAAGUUUCUCUAGAUCCUGGUUUGUUUGUUGCAUGAGGCAACCAUGAGAGAUAUGUAAGCUUCUAUUUAUUUAUUUUGUUACGUUGAAUUCAUUUAUUUGACACCUCUCCUUUUAUACACAAUUCUGUUCAUGUCUUUCUGUGUACCAACUGCACAAUCUUAGCUAAGCCCUAGCUCAGAUUGCUGAGUUGUACCAUUUAGUUCUGGCUUACUAUUUAGGAAUAAAAUGGCAUUGAACGGGGAUGUAGAGGAGCCAUGUAUAUAAGAUGGAAGAUGAUGAUUAAAUAGCUAGUAAUUGACCAGAUAUUUGUGGGGUUGUAGUUAAUAACAACCCCACAUGAGUUGGCAUGUGGUAUUACAGGUUGAUACAAUUCUGUACAGUGCUUGAAGGUCUAAGUUAGCUUUUGAGUGCCAUGUUUCAAGAAGGACCUUUCAAAUUGAGAAAGACUUCAGAGUUAAAAUACUACUUAAGGGUUGGGGUCAUAAUUUGUCUCAGUAGUGGAGCAUCGGCUUUGAAUGCUGAAGGUCCUAGGUUCAGUCCUUGGCAUUUCCAGGUAGGGCUGGGAAAAGACUUCCAUUUGAAAGCCUGGAGAGUGUGCAGCAUAGGCAGACUGACAAGACUGAAGCAGUUUGCAAAGGCUCUGACUUGGUAUAAGGCAGCGUCCUAUGUCUAAAAAGCUGUGUAACAUGAAAAAGCUGAUUAAACUGAGUGUGUUUGGCCUACAGAACUGGAAAGCCUUAGGGGUCCUAUCAAUAUGAACCUAAUCUGUAAGAAUUGGAAAGGAGAGAAAAUUCCGACUAAACUGGAGUGGCAAAGUAAACUGCUAGAAUACGCCGAGUUGGCAAAAAUGACAUAGAAACUGAGAGGUCACAUCGAUCAAACAUUUAUUAGAAAAUGGGACAUGUACAAAAAUAUCUUAAGGACUAUUGUAAUAAUAUGACUUCUGUGGUAUGAUGGAUAAUUAUAAGAGAAUAUAUUACUGAUGAAAAUUAACAAAAGAAAAUGAAAACAAACAAUGCCCUAGAUAGAUUAAGUGGUAGAUGCAAGAUGGGGUGAUGGGAAGUCGUUAGAAAUGCAAGAAGAACUUAUUGUGAUAUGAUGUAACAAAUAUUACUGGUUUCUUUUCUUUUUUCUGGAAAAAUCUUUUGUUUGUUGUUUCCUUUUAAUUUCAAUAAAGCAUUAAAAAAAAUCAAUAGAACCUUGGUAUUGGUUAUUGUGAGGGAUAGCUGUAGCCAGUGUUAGAAACUCAGGUAUAUAACCUAUAUAGCCAAAUGGCACAUACCUUUUUUUUGUUUCCUGUUAUGCCACAUUUUUCAAGGAUAGAUCCUUCUGUUGAUGACUUGUAGGCUUCUACAUAUUUUGCAUUCCAAAUGUGUUGCAUUAUAAUUAGUAGAAGGCAUAUUUUGUGUGGAAGAUUUUAACAUUUUAUCUGUUGAAAAAUAUUUGUCUUCAGUGUGUUGUGACUUGAGACAAACAGCCUAUGAAGGAUUCACCUUUCACUGUGGUGAUUCUUGUAUAUGGUUUCCUUCUUAGUUGCCCUGUUCUAAAGAUUCCUGGUUUGAUUUUCUAUGAUUCAGCCUCCAUCUUACUGACUUGCUUACCUGACACUUAUGUAAAUGGUUACAUGUAAAAAGGGCGGCCUUAUUCCUUUUGUAUUCUGACGCAGGCUGUAGUUUGCCUCUGGGAUUUCAAGGAGGUGGAGAUUAGUCAGGAGGAGCUAGGUUUACUUUACAGGAUGUGGAAGAGGAAGAAGACAUCUAAAAACAAAUUUGCUAGUAAGUCACCUUUUCUCUCUUUUUCUUAUGGUGAAGUUCAUCCAUUCUUAAAAGCUAUUAAACUUUUCUUGUAUCUUUGUAUUAUGAAGUUCAUACAAGUUCAUUAUUAUGAAGUUAAGGAGUUAAAUAAUGUCCUCCUAGUCGUGGUUGAUAAGCCUCUCAAGAAACAAAACCGUUUCUGCUCUGUUUUCUCUAUCUAGUCUCCCAAAAUAUUCCUGAAGAGGUGUAACAAUAGUGCCAACUUAAGAUAAGUAGCAAUGCUCUUUCCUAAGUAGGCCCAGCUGGUGCUUUGGGAAUUGCAAGUGACCAGCAUUUUCCAGUUUGCAUAUUCCAUGGAUUCAGGUUUUUUUUUUUAUGUGAUGUCUGUAUGUGUUUCUUUUUUUAAAAAAAUCUACUAUAAGGUUUCUAGCUAUGAAAUAGCCUGACUUUUUCAUCAUGCUCACAGUCUUUCCUCACUGUUCUGUGUACAUGCCAUACAUUUAAACCACACACUCUUCAAAUCCUGGAACCUGUAGUUUGUUGAGGGUGCUGAGGAUUUUAUAUUUGUGAAAGGUAAGCCAUAGUGCCAAAUAUUAUUCAGGGGUAAAAUGUACUUAAGUAUAUGGUGUUGUACAUAGCUUUCUUUUUUACAGUUCAGUAUAAGUAAGCUUUGGAAUUAAAUCCUUCAACAAAAUGAAAAACAAACUGUAAUAUCCAAAGUUUGUAUUUGAAAUUUAGGCAAUAUCCUGCUUUGGUGUAAAAAUAACUCAUCUUGGCUAAGUUGGUAGUUAUUGGUAACUGGCAUUUUAUCUGAUUAUUUUCAGUUAGCUAAGUUUAUGUAGCUGCUGCCAAUUUACUCAUUCAUCUUGAGCUCACCUGACUAGAGCAUGGGUGUAGCCAGGAUUUAUUUGGGGGGUGGGGCAGAACUGAGUUAUCUGUGAUGCAAUUGGUCAAGUAUUUUUAUUUAUUUGAUUUGGGGGCAGUUUUUCCCCCUGCCUCCCUUGGCUAUGCCCAUAGACUAGAGUUUUGGUAUGGAAUAUGUUUACCAACUUUUAAAUCGGAAUGUGUAUGCAUUAUACAUAAUAAUAACUAAAUAAAUAUCUGAUAAUGUGGACUCUAGUUUACAAAACAGGGUAUAAAUCCAAGGACUCCCUGGCAGACGAGGGAGGGGCAUCCCUCGCAGAGGAUUUGAAUGCCUUUUUUGCCCGUUUUGAAGUAACAUCUGCAGCAACACCUGCUGAGGCUUUACCAACACCGCCACCACUCCCUGUGAAGGCUUUGCCAUCAUCACCACCAUUACCAUCAUCAGUACAAAGGAAUGCAGUAGUCUCUGUGGAAAAAGAAGAGAUGAGGAAGGUGUUGAAGGGAAUCAACCCAAGGAAGGCCACAGGGCCAGAUGGGGUAGCUGGAAGGGUAUUGAGAGACUGUGCAGAUCAACUAGCAGGAGUUUUCACUGGGAUUUUAAAUCGAUCCCUAGCCCAGGCUAUUGUUCCAUCCUGCCUAAAGUCCUCUAUUAUCGUUCCAAUAGCAAAAAAAUCUAACCCGGAAGAUCUGAAUGAUUUUCGUCCAGUAGCAAUAAUCAUGAAGUGCUUUGAAAAGCUGGUACGAAAUUAUGUCAUUGCUUGCCUACCAGAGGGACUGGACACAUUCCAAUUUGCUUAUAAAACGAAAAGAUCGACAGAGGACACUGUGGCGAUUGCCCUCCAUGCCAUCCUUGCACAUUUGGAGCAGCGGUGGGGUUAUGCCAGACUGCUUUUUUUAGAUUUCAGCUCGGCAUUUAAUACCAUUCUACCACAACGUCUGAUGUCUAAACUGGAAGAUCUGGGGCUUCUGUUAUCACUUUGUGGGUGGAUAUUGGACUUUUUGUCAGACCGCCCACAGAGGGUUCGGUUCGGCCCUUAUACCUCUAAUAUGCUCAAGACUAACAUAGGAACACCACAGGGAUGCAUACUCAGUCCGCUCCUUUAUAUUCUCUACACGUACGAUUGUGUCGCUACUCACCCUAGUAAUAGGGUUGUCAAAUUUGCAGAUGACACCACCGUGAUUGGGCUCAUCCCUGAAAGGGAGGGUGAAACGGAUUAUAGAGAUGAGGUGGAGCGGCUGACAGAGUGGUGCAGAGCUAACAACUUGCUCAUAAAUACAAGGAAGACAAAGGAGCUUGUGGUGGACUUCAGGAGACAGAAGAGCAACGUCCAGCCACUUUUGAUUGAUGGGGUCUGUGUGGAGAGGGUAACAACGUUCAGAUUUUUGGGCAUUGAAUUACAAGAGGAUCUGUCCUGGAGUGUCAACACAAGGGGGCUUGUGAAGAAGGCGCAGCAGAGACUGUACUCUUUGAGAAUACUAAGGAAAAACCAUCUUCCACAGAAACUGCUGCUUGCCUUCUAUCACUGUGCCAUUGAGAGCGUGCUCACUUAUGGCUUAUGUGUGUGGUACGGAAGCUGUACUACCCGGGACAGGAUGGGGUUGUGCAGGGUUGUUAAGGCAGCAGAGAGCAUUGUUGGCUGCCCACUCUCCACCUUAGAGCAGAUUUAUGCCACAAGGUGCCAUAGGAAGGCACUGGACAUAGUAAAAGAUCCAUUGCAUCCCAGUCACUGUCUCUUCGAGCUCUUGCCGUCGGGACGGAGAUACAGGACGAUGAAGACAAGAACGAGCCGUCUUAAGAACAGCUUCUUCCCCAGAGCGAUCUCGGCCCUGAAUGGGAAGCCCGGACUUUGAAAGUCAUCUAAUCUCCAUUGCUGUAUUAUACUAUAUUGAUUAAUUAGUGUUUUUAUGGAGCAGUCAAUUAAUUUCGUUGUCCCCGAAGGGGGCAAUGACAAUAAAGAUAUUAUUAUUAUUAUUAUUAUUAUUAUUAAAAGUUUAUUACGGUAGCACUGUCAAUGGUGGUUGCCAGGCUUUGGGGCCAGUGUAUUAAAUGUCUGUAUAUUUAUUUAGUUAUUAUUAUGUAUAAUAAUAAUAAUAAUAAUAAUAAUAAUAAUAGUCAAGUUUACAAAAGUAUAUGACCAUACAUCUUCCUGGACCAGCUCCAUAGAAUAGGAAUUGGGGGCACUGUGCUAUAGUGAAUCUGGUCCAGGUCCAGAGAGUAGCAUUAGGAGAGUGCUUUUAGCGGCCCCCGCCCCCCGGUAAUUAUGUCAUGGGGUUCAAAGCACUAUUUUAUCUCCAGUCCUAAUUAAUAUCUAUAUAGAGCAGUCAUAUAGAGCAGGUGUUUUAGGGCAAGAUGCUAUCAGUGACACUCUUGAUUUGUUUCACUCUAACAUUUGGGUUAAGAACUUAAUUCGUUCGGAGGUCCAUUCUUAACCUGAAACUGUUCUUAACCUGAGGUACCACUUUAGCUAAUGGGGCCUCCUGCUGCCGCCACAUGAUUUCUGUUCUUAUCCUCAAGCAAAGUUCGUAACCCGAGGUACUAUUUUUGGGUUAGCGGAGUCUGUACCCUGAAGCAUCUGUAACCUGAAGCAUCUGUAACCCGAGGUACCACUGUACCUGAGAUGCAGUUGUGUGAUCGGUGAGGGGAAAAUAAGCCUAGCUUGAAUCCUGGAGGCACUGUGGACAAGUAGUUCCUAUGUCUGAAAAACUGGUCAAUUUGUUGUUUUGUGUGGGCUUGCAUUCUCCCUGAAGGAGCAGGCAUGCUUCAAAAUCUAGCUAUGUCACUGGAGGCCCAAGUAACCAGUGGCUAGAAGUGCUUUUUACCAGCUGUGCUUAGUACAAGAACUUCAGCCUUUCCAGGACCCGGAGGGCAUGGCCACAGUAGUUCAGGAACCUGGUGACUUCAAGAUUGAAUUACUGCAGUGCACUUUCUGUGGAGCUCCCCUUAUGCUAGACCUGGAAACUACAGUUAAUACAGGAUGGUGCAGUGCAAUUACUGACAAGAGUGAGACCCUAUCAGCAUAUAUCCCCUCUGCUCCUGAGAUCUGCAUCACUUGCUGAUUUGUUACCAGAUCAAGUUCAGAGUGGUAACUGUUGGUAUGUAGAGUCCCUAAUGGCUUAGGAAUCGUUUACUUGUGGGUUCACCUUACCUAAUAUGUGCCCAGUUGACUGCUUUCAUCUGCAGAGCUGGUGCUGUUACAGCUGCCACAUAAUACUCAUUCCACAGUUCUAAGAAAGUGUGGUAGCACCUACACUUUGAAAUUUCCUGCCAUCAGGCAGGUGCCUUCGCUGUACUCUUUUCAGUGCCUGGUUUUUCGUUAGGCAAACUUUUUUGUUUAGGGAAACCUAUCCAGAAACAUAUACAGUCAUUUUUGAAUAUUUUUCACUCUUAAUUUUAGUUAUUUUCAAAUGUUUUAAAUUGGGUUUUUUAUAAUUUUAAUAUUUUUUGUAGACCACUUAGAAGUUUUACUGUAAUCAAGCGGUGUAUAAAUUUUGUAAAAUAAAAAUGAAAUAAUAGGUGGAAGGGUGGGCAUAUAAUGCUCAGGUCCAGUUAAAUGUCAGCAUGGUUUAAGAAGGCAUGUUCAGUGUAGCUGGGACAAUGUGGAUUUUUGUGGGAAUAUUUUUAAACUCCUUUCUCAAGCACAAUAGGAGGUACUGGUGGGCAAACUGGUGGCUGUGGAUGCCAUGUUGGUGACCCUUGCCAUAUUAAAUUUGUUAGAUUUUUAGGUGCCACAAGACUCUCUGUUUGUUGCAACAGAAUAACACACCUACCCUUCUGGAAGUUUUAUUAAAAGGAUAUUUGAAAACACUGCACCAAUUUUUUUAUGAUGCACAGAAUCUAAAGUCCUAGUAAAACCUUACAGAUCAUUCUUACAGCUCUUUCUUGGUUGUGUGAUCCUAUCUUCACAAGCAUGCACAGCUUUUAACAUUUCUUCUUAACUUUGUAUCUUGUUUGAAUCGGCAGUUAAAGACUUGCUAUUGUUUUGUACAGCACAUUUGAGAGUGCCUCUCAUGUGUUUGACACAUGUGCUAAAAGUAGCUCUUCAGAUUAAUCACCCAAGCUCCCCAUGAACACUACUAUUAUUGUUCCCAAAUUAGGUGUUAUGAAACCUUGGGAUCUGAUUAUCAUUAGGUAAUUACACUUAUGGGAAUGCUCUGAUUCAGCAGUGUGGAUUAAUGAGUGACAUCACCUUUAGCAGUUGCACCAAGAAAUAAUAGAACAGGAUCACACCACCUGUUACCUCUGUUUCAGUAUGUGGUUAUUUUUCCCCUUGUAAGUUAAAUAGAGGGGAAAGAAAAGGAAAAAGUAAGCUUUGCGUGGUCACAAAAAUCUAAAAUGUUGCAUUGGUGAGGUUGUGGUGGGGAAAACAUGGUGGGUGGAUCAAGUGUUGGACUUGGACCAGGGAAAUUGAGGUUCAAAUUCUGCUUGGUUUAGUUACAAAAGUCACUGUGUGCAGUUUGCACUAUUUCCCAGGAUUGCUGUGAGAAUAAAGGGGAGCAGGGAAUGUAACAAGACACGCUCUCUUGAAUUUCUUGCAGAAAGAAUGGACUAAAAAUGUAGGAAAAUAAAUAACCUUUGUAGGUUGUACCUUUGCAUUACACUGUCAGUAAAGGCACUGACCCUACCUAGAACUGUCUGUAUCAAACUUUAUUUUGGUCACUGACCAGCAUAAAGAACUGUCUGGUGUUUUUCUGUUCCACUGACACACUCCACUGGUGUACUGAAUGGGCACUCUGCACACAAAUGAUGUGUAUUCACAGAGGCUAAAUUUGGGUGCCUUAAUCUGGAGAUCAUUGUACACCACUGAGGACUUUGCACUAGGCCAGGGGUGGCCAUCUACUUUCAAAAUUAAAAUCUACCCCCGUUUUUUAGGGGUUCAGGUCAAAGUGUGUGGGGGGGGGGUUAGGGAUUUUUUUGCAGCUCUUCUGAGGGAGGAACAGCAGCAGCCACUAACCUUACGAUCACUGGCCAGAUAACAGCCUCCGUUUCUAAACUCUUCCCUUCUGUAACAAUAAUGUUACAGAACAGGGAGAGGGGGUGGGGCCGGAAGGGGGCCAGCGAUCUACCAAAACCUCGCAGGGAUCGACCAGUAGAUCGUGAUUGAUGUGUUGGACAUCCCUGCACUAGGCUAACGUGCGCUUAAUUACUUGGAGGGUCUACAGGGCGUGUACAGAAUCCCAACUAAACCAGACUUCUCAGUUACACUGAGCACAACAGUUACACUAUCUGUCUUCACAACAGUUGUUUGAGGUAAUUUAGUUGACUGUAUGUGACUGAUGCAAAGUGAGGUUCACGGCUUUUAGUCAGGAUUUGAACUGAGGUCUGCACAUCCUCAGUCCAACAGUCCAUCCUCUAGCUCAGUGUUUCCUAACCUUUGGUCUCUAGCUGUUUUCGGACUACAUUUCCCACCAUCCCUGACCGCUGGUAUUGCUAGCUAGGGAUGAUGGGAGUUGUAGUCCAAAAGCAACUGGCGACCCAAGGUUGGGAAACACUGCUCUAGCUUAUGUUGGCUUUCUGCUUUUGUAUCCUGCUGUAUUAAGAGGGCUCAGGGCAAUACUAUACAUUAAAAAGAAAAGUAAAGCUGAUAUGUUAAUGCUUUUCCAGCAGCGUUUUGUUCCAGAUGUAUUGUGUGCUGGUGCUGUACGUUGCUUUUAAUUUUGCAUCUAUUUAAGUAUACUGAAGCAGAGAAAGCAGAUCCCUCCUCACAUUGCUUAUGCAUGUUACAGAUGCUUUAAAACACGUGAAGCAGUAGCUAAACUGUGUGCAGAAAUUCUGUGAAUAUGAUCUUUUGAGCUGGUCACGUUCUUGCUAAAUCCAGAUAUUGUUUGGGUUAGUGUUUUUCUCCACAUUACCCAAAUUCUCUAUUGAGCAGCCAUGGCAGCAGUUAGUCCUGUGCAGAGAUUAUAGAUUUCCAGGUGUACAAUGAUGUGAUUGUACCGUGUUUGUAUAUGCUUAUGAUAGCAUAAACUUGCUUUUUCUAAAAUAGGUUUUUAAGAUCCAUAUAUUCAGUCAGAGUUAGAUUCUGAAGUAACAAGACAAAUUUAAAAAAACAACAACAUUUUUUAAAAAAAUCAGUAUUCAGACAAUAUUAUUUUGUUGGUUAGACCCAACUUUAGUAUUGAUAUUGUCAAGAGUAGGGCCCUGGUUCCAUUAUCUACCACCAGCAUAUAUGACACACACUAAAAAAGGAAGAUAGGCCUUUAAAUUUUAUUUUACCCAUGUAGUACGUGUUGCUUUAUGCUUUAUCUUUGUUUUUUGAACUGCAUUCUAGGGAACUCUAGAUUUCUCAGAAGCUUACUCAAGUUCCUCACUGAGAACAUCAGAAACAGUGGACAAUCAUCCCUGAAAGACAGCUUUCCCAUUUCUCACAAUCUUCCCCUACAAUGGCCAAUCACAGCAAAGUGCUAUAUAGCGUGUGAUACACUUUGAGUUUACACACACAGAGUGAUGAGGUUGAAUAGGCCUCUGAUCAUCAUUCAGUGUGAACUGAUUCUGCAUGCUUAAACAUGCCUCAGAACUUAGGUGGCCAGACUGGGGGUGUGGGGAGACAAUAGAUAUUGAGAAGGUAUAAUUUCAGCAGGUGCAGCCUGUCUUCUUUUUCAUCUGGCCACCCUGCCCAGAAUCCAUUGUAAUGCAAGGAGUUCUUGCCAAUCAACUCUGUGUGAAAUGAUUCCUUGAAAGAGGACAGUUUGAAAACCUCUUUUAUAAUCUUAGUAAUUCAUUGUGUAGAAUCAGUGGGUUGUGCUUCUGAUGGGGUCUGAAACAUGUUAUCUCUCUUUUUCUAAAUGGAGCCCCUUUUAGGUGGCUAGACCCAAGUAACAACACACAAAGUGAAAACCAGUCCAAGCCUAGUCAGAUACUACAUUUGAUUGUAUUGGUUUUCCUUGUGGCUCUAGCUAAUGCAAACUACAUGGAUUGGUUAGUAAUAUCAACCACCUGCCCCAUUUCUUUAAAACACGUGGCACAUCACACAAUAUAUUAUUUAUUGACCCUGGGCAAACAACCCAGUACUGUGUUAACUACCAAUAGGUUAUGUCCUUACUUCCGACCUGAUCCUACUUAAGCAACAUGGAAAAUUUGGCUCCUUACGAUUUCAUUAACAGAUUAUUCUGCCCUGUGGUCAGUAGAAGAUAUUGAAUGUGUUUUUUUAUUAGGUUGCUCCUAAUCUUGGGUGCGGGUGGCGCUGUGGGCUAAACCACAGAGACUGGGGCUUGCCGAUCGGAAGGUCGGCAGUUCAAAUCCCCGCAACGGGGUGAACUCCCUUUGUUCGGUCCCAGCUUCCCACCUAGCAGUUCAAAAGCAUGUCAAGUGCAAGUAGAUAAAUAGGUACUGCUCUGGCGGGAAGGUAAACAGCAUUUCCGUGCGCUGUUCUGGUUCACCAGAAGCGGCUUAGUCAUGCUGGCCACAUGACACGGAAGCUGUCUGCGGACAAACACCGGUUCCCUCGACCUAUAGAGUGAGAUGAACGCGCAACCCCAGAGUCGCCCACGACUGGACCUAAUGGUCAGGGGUACCUUUACCUUUACCUUUAAUCUUGGGUAGUGAUGUAGUUGUAUUGGCACCAAACAUAAUGGCAUGGAUCAUUUCUUCAUUGAAGUAUCAUAUCUUCCACUUACUGUGCUCAUUGUCUCAGAUAAAUAUCUUAUCCCUUCUUGUAAGCAGGAAAAAAGUAGGAUGUUGAAAGAGCAAAUCCUGGGCCUAUCAAAUCACUGCAGAGUAAAUGGAGUUCCUGUUGACUUUCAGCAGGAUACCAAUCACCACUGGCUUUUAUAUGAGUUGGCCUAUAAUUUAGAGCAAAUUACUGUGUAUGAUCUGAAUCCCAAAUCUGUUUUUUGCAAAGGCUGGUAAGGUUGUUUGUGGUCUUUUUAAAACAACAACAACAGGGAAAUGACGGCAAAUCAAUAUGUGAUUUUUGUGGCAACUUUUACAGUAUGUUUGUUCUCUCUUUCCCACAAUACGUGGCUGUAGAUUUCUAACCCAAAUCAUCAGUUGCUAUAGGAGUUCAUUAUUGAAGACUAAUGCUACCUUUUCCAAUGCCUAAAUGAUAGUGCACAUAGCAAAUCUCAACAUUCUUACUCAUGGGUUAACCUUCAGUGUCAUAAUAUUUAUGUAAGACUGUGAUGCUGCAUUGAUGAAACAGUUAACACAUGCUUUACCAAGCUUUUAGCGGCUGUCUCUUGAGAUGCAGCUGCUCGUUAUUUGUAACAAACAAAUACAGUACAUAUUGGGCCGAAUAUAAGCCACCCUUGAACAUAGGCCGCAACUGUAAAAUGAGAUAUCUUAAAUGAAAGGUUCUCUACACAGUUAGAGGCUGCACUAAGGUUUUUAGAAGCCAGAUUUUUAUUGGGGGGGUGGCAUUUAUUCAGACCAAUACAAGGUUGUUGUUUUUAAAAUAAAGUCAUUAGGGAGCUUUACACCUUACAUUUAAAAUGUACACCUAAAAAUACAAGACAUGAAUGUGCUCUGUGUGUUCUGUGAUGUGUAUGUUGUAUAGGCAUACACAUCAAGAAUCUACAGUUGGCUGUGGUUUUUUUAGUUGACUGUACACCUUUAAAGAGUGAACUUCAUUUUUCUAUCAUGGAAUGGAAUGGCCCUUAGAAGCUGCAGCAAUCCCACACAAGAAGAAGAAAGGAGCACACAGUGAGUGUGUGAUACUUUCUGCGUGACCAGCUAAUGUUCAGUUGAAUUACAACCUGCCUGGAUUUGAUAGAGAGAUCAGUACAUUAAUCAAAACGAUGGAAGAAAUUGAAAAUGACAUUUUAGAAAAAGUUGAUUACGGGGUAUAUUUUAAUCUUUAUUAUUGUCCAGAUUUCACAAGAAGUGUUCUGCUGAAUUUUUGUGUUGGUUUCUGUGGUUGGAUCUCUCUACCAAUGCUGAAUAGGUUUGUAAUUCUGUUGACAUGGGUAGUGUUUAGAACCUCUAUAGGCUUUGUUUCAAACCCACCCUACAUUAUGAGUUGAUGUAUAAAGUCAGUGGGGAGGUAUAUUUCCUAUUCUUGUGGUUCUUAACUAUGGAACUUGCAGCAUCUACUAUGCCCUGCAUAUCAAACCUUCAAAUCAUUUUAUGCUCAACUAGUGUGCUGUAAAGAGCCAUGACAUUUUUAUUCUAGCAAGGUAAAGGUAUGACCAAAGUAUCUUCUGGUCACUUAAGAGUGCUACAUAAUACACUUCUAUCACACUUUUCCAGUGGCUGCUCUUCUUGCCUAUUAAACUGUAUUAGCACAUAUCUAUAGUUCAGUUUUCCAGAUUCAUCAUUGAAAGCUUGUAUAGGUUGCUCACUUGUGGAUUUCUUGUCUGGAUCAUAGAGGGGUGGUAGAUUGGCCCAGAAGCUGCAUCCUGAAAACAUGUUUUCCUGACAUCCACUAGUGAGGAAAGUCAUUCCUUAGUUCUAUACUAAUGGAAAGCACAUGCAUGUCUUCUCACUUUUUGGUAGCACACAGGACACUAGUCAUACUGGAACUUUAGCAGUGCACACUGCAUUUGUGCUGCCUGGAUUCCAGGCUUCCACUGUGCUGAUAUAUCACUGAUAUAUCAGAUGAUCUAUCAGUCAGCCUAGACUGGCUUCUUAAUAGAUCACUGCCUAUGUUGACUAUCACUGCAGUGACAACUUUGACAUAUGCUUCUCUGCCAGAUGAGUGAAUGAAAGAAUUACAUGAGUACAUGAGUCUGCUUAUUUGUCUGUUUAGGAGUGAAUGCCUAUAUCUGCUGUCAGAUUCUCUCCAGGUAAAAUGCUAGAAGGGUCAAAUGUCCAUUGUCGACAAAGGAUGAGAUCCUGUAUCUCAGUCUUCCCUAAACUUGGAAGGGGGUGCAAAGUGGGGAAGGGGAGAGAAUAGGGUUAAUUGGUAGAAUAUAUUAAUAGGAAACUUCAUUUCAGAAUGCUGUCACUUAUGCAGUUUACAGAAUAUUCUUGGGUAGGGAGAAUAUUUUUGUUAAGAAAAGAACAAAUUCUAAGCAAUUCAGUUUUGUUUACAUGUUCUAUGCCAAGAAAGACAUUUGAAAAGGAAAAUGCAUUUCUGAGUUUUUGAUUUGAUGCAAUUGUGUUGUUUUUGGCAAUAGCUUGGGGAAUAUUCUUGGAAGUAUACUGCAUUAAACUUUGAUUGUUGGCUUUUAAUGCCAGCCUUGGUUAUUUCCACACCCAGUGCUAAUGUAUAUCUCAUGGGUAGGCAAACUAAGGCCUGGGGGCCAGAUCUGGCCCAAUCGCCUUCUAAAUCCGGCCCACGGACAUUCCGGGUAUCAGUGUGUUUUUACAUGUGUAGAAUGUGUCCUUUUAUUUAAAAUGCAUUUCUGGAUUAUUUGUGAGGCCUGUCUGGUGUUUUUACAUGACUAGAAUGUGUGCUUUUAUUUAAAAUGUACCUCUGGGUUAUUUGUGGGGCAUAGGAAUUUGUUCAACCUCCCCCCAUAUAGUCCGGCCCCCCACAAGGUCUGAGGGACAGUGGACCGGCCCCCUGCUGAAAAAGUUUGCUGACCCCUGGCUCAAAGGAUAGCUAAGGAGGAUUAUACUAACCUUUAAACAUGUGAUCCAGUCUGUCUUAUCAUAAGAUCAUAACAAAAGCCCUACUUUAUUAAGCCAAACACCUGUCUAGUUCAGCAUCCUGUUCUCACAGUGCCCAGCCAAAUGCCCAUGGGAAGCCUGCAAGAAGGAUUUGAGUGCAAGAGCACUUUCCCCACUUGCCUUUUCAGAAACUGGUAUUCAGACGCAUUCUGUCUCCAACUGUGUAAGUAGAACAAAGCCAUUGUGGCUAGCAGCCAUUAGUAGCCUUCUCAUACCUAAAUUUGUCUAAUCCUCUGUUAAAGCCAUCCAGGUUGGAGACCAUCACUACCUCUUGUGCUAGCAUAUUCUAGAGUUUAACUAUAUACUGUGUGCAGAAUUAGCUCUUUUUGUCUGUUUCAAAUCUUUCAACAUUCAGCCUCGUUGGAUUUACCCAAGUUCUAGUAUUUUAAGAGACAUGGUGUUUUUUUGCUGUCUAAUUUGUUCACAUUGUGCAUACAUUGUGUACACAUUGUGUACGUACAUUGUACACCUUUAUAAUAUCCUUUUUGACUUUUUCCUAAACACUUUAGAGUUAAUAAUAAUAAUAAUAAUAAUAAUAAUAAUAAUAAUACCCCGCCUAUCUGGCUGGAUUUCCCCAGCCACUCUCUGUGGCUUCCAGCAAAAUAUAAAAAUAUAAUAAAACAUCAAACAUUCAAAAACUUCCCCAUAGAGGGCUGCCUUCAGAUGUCUUCUAAAAGUUGUGUAGUUCUUUAUCUCAUUGAUAUCUGAUGGCAGGGUGUUCCACAAGGCGGGUUCCACUGCUAGGAAUGCCCUUUUCCUGGUUCCCUGCAGCUUCACUUCUCUCAGUGAGGGAAGUGAAGUUGCAGAAAACCAGGAAGAGGGCCUUCUCGGUAGUGGCACCCGCCCUGUGGAACAGUUCAUUGAAAUUAUGCCCCAAAUGUUGUAACUGUUCCUCAUUGAGAAUUCUCCAUCUCCUUGAUCAUUUUGGUCCCUUUUUUUAUGAACCUUUCCCAUUUCUAUAAAAUCCUUUUUGAGGCAGAUGACCAGGAUUGUACACAAUAUUUCAAACGUGGUUGCAGCAUAGCUUUGCAUAAUGACAUUAUGUAUUUGCAGCUUUAUUUUAUCCCCACACCCAAUGAUCCCUAGCGUGGCAUUUGUCGUUUUCACAUCUGCCAUGCACUGGGUCAACAUAUUCAUUGAGCUGUCUCCUAUGCACUGAAGGUCUUGUUCCUGGGCAAUCACUGUCAUUUCAGCACCCAUCAGCAUAUAUGUGGAAUUAGGAUUAGUUUGGGCUACUUUACUUUUAGUCACUCAUGGACAGUGUUGGGGAAAAUAUCUCAACUUUUAGGAGCCAGAAUUAAUUCUAAGGAACAUUGGCUCCCCAGGAAGUCCAUAUUGAUAUGAUCAGUGCAAAAUCAGGAAAGUUGCAUGUCCAUCUCAGCCACAGUAUUGCUACAAACUCCAGACUUUCCUUUUAACAGUGAUGUGGUGGAGCAGACAUGAAGUGCUGCCACUUACUUCACAUCAGGGAUGAUGUUGUUAUCUUGGGGCACUAUUUGACAUUUCUCUCCUUGCUUACAUGUGUGCAAGUCUACUCAGAAUUAAGCCCUAUUGGGUUGAUGGGAUUACUCUUAAAUGUGUAUACUGAGGAUUUAUUUAUUUCUUAGUAAAGCAAGUCGUUAUGUAUAAUACAUAUAGUUUACCAGUUUGUUCUCAGACGGCUCAUGUGCGGAGGGGACAUCUUUUCCCUAAGUCUGCCCCUUCAACUUUUUCUGAAACUACAUUGAAAGGGGGAAGUGGUUCUUUAAAAAGCCAGGCCAAACAAGGAUGGAGGGAGGAAUACAGAGGAAGAAUGAGACAGCUUCAGGAGAUGUUGGGUUCUGCAUCAAAUAAGGGCAGGGUUGCAUACAGCCUCUGGGCCAACGACUGCCCAUCUGUGUUCUAGAACAGUGUUUUUCAACCACUGUUCCGCGGCACACUAGUGUGCCGCGAGAUGUUGCCUGGUGUGCCGUGGGAAAAAUUGAAAAAUUUGAAAGAUUUAAAAAAAAAUAAAAUUCAAAUUUUCGCCCACUAGGCGGGCGCCGGACUAUGUCCUGGGUAUGGGGGGGGUUUGACCCCACCCUCGGCCAGCAGGGGCGCCGAUUGGCGCUCCUCAGGGGGACACCCUCUACUUUUCUGAUGUCCGGGCUGUGAUUGGUCCAGACUCCAGCCUGGACCUAUCACAGUAGGACAUCAUCUUCCGACUUCCUUCCGGCCUGAGCACAGUGUGCGCAGCAGCGGAGAGAAGAAGACGUUGCGACUCGAGUCACCAGGAGGACCGGAGAAGUUGUCAUUUUAUUUCUCUUCGGUCUCCACUGAAUGCCUUGACUGGGUUAGGGACCCUUAUAGCUCAGCAUCAGUUGGUGGAAAGGACAUGACUUUACAGGAGCAGGAGGAACUAACUGAACUGAGACAAAAUCGUGGUUUCAAGCUAAGAUUUGCUGAUCUACCUUUGGACAGUUUUUGGUUGGAUACUGCCAAGGAGUUCCCUCUUCUGGCAAACAAAGCUAUUUUGACAUUGCUCCCAUUUUCCACUACAUAUCUGUGUGAGAUGAGCUUUUCAAGCAUGAUUGCUAUAAAAACUAAAUACAGAGAGAGACUGAGAGCUGUUGACGAAGAGCUACGUGUGUGUCUUUCUUCGAUUCCAGCCAGAAUAUCAGCUUUGUGUUCAGCCAAACAGGCCCAGGUUGUGCACUGAAUAAAGUAUUUUAUAAUUUUUCAUAUUUCUGUUUACUUACUAUUUCAUAAUAAAGUAAUUAUAAAAUACUUUCUUUGUGUUUGAUUCCUAUUCAAGAGAAUUACUUUAUAUAUAGUCAAUAUAGGCACAGAGUUAAAUUUUUUAACAUUUUCUAAUGGUGUUGUGCCUCGUGAUUUUUUCCAUGAAACAAGUGUGCCUUUGCCCAAAAAAGGUUGAAAAACACUGUUCUAGAAUACCAAGCUUUCUCUCUGCUCAGAAUGACUAUCCUCCCAAUAAAAUAUAUUUUGUGUGUGUAAGCCAGCUGGCCAUUGUAGCUGAUUGGCAGAAGUACAGGUAGUUAUGAGGGAGGGGGAUUAAUCAAGCACAGGAGGUAGCUUGGAAUGUUUCAAAUGCACACUCUUUCAUAUUGGAGUAAAGUAAAAUUUAGUUAUUCCAGCCAUGCAUGUACACACAUACCCCACACUUGGGUUAAUUGUAUUAGUGACUAUAACACAAAUCAGUUGGGUACUAGCUUAGUAAAAUAAGGUGCCAGCAUUUUGAAGAAAUACAUGUGCUUUGUAUUAUUCAAAUUGAUCGUGCCUUUAGCAUCCUUGCCUUUACUAGUUCCUAGUUAGAGACAAUUUUUUGCACUUCAUUUACACAGGCUUUGAUUCUGAUAAUUCUUCAGGGGAGUUUUCAGAAGCAAUUCAUAAAGUCGAUGUGGAUGCCCACCAAAGUAAUAGAACUGGAAGACACAUUGGCGAUGGACCAGUGCAAGAGAAUGGAAUCAAGAAACACAGGUAUUUUCCAAAGCAGACCUAACAGCAAUUACUAUCUGGUUCAUGCAAAUCAUAGCAGGUUCUUUUGUUUGGACAUCCAUUAAGCAACCUUGCCACUUCCUGGGAAGAGAGGCUUAAAUACAUCUACAGUGGUACCUCUGGAUACGCACACCUCUGGUUGCGUAUCCUUCAGGACGCGAAUGUGGCAAACCCGGAAGUAUUUUUCUGGGUUUCGUCACGCGCAAAAUUGCUGUACCGCGGGCAUGCGCAGAACAGGCAUCUCCAGUUGUGAAUUCCUCAGGAUCCGACCGGAGCUCCAGAAUGGAUCCUGUGUGCAACCGGAGGUACCACUGUAUAUACACAACUUAAGGAAACGCUUCUAAGAAUUAUGAUAGGGAAGGGAAGCAGAAGCUAGCUUACUUGUGGGUGGUACUGCAGCCUGAAACAUUUCUGUUUGGUUGUUUUUAACAAAAAUAAUUCUCUCUCUAAAACUUUGACCUAAUUAUUUUUGAAAAGAGGAAAACAAAGCAGCUUAUAACAACAGCAGCAAUAACAAAACUAGCAGCAACUGUUGGUUUUAAAGGCUGUCUCCCACAUCAUCACUUGAGAACACUAUGGAUAAAUUGAAGAUGGGGGAGUCACAUCUUUUGGAAAGCAGCAAAAUGAAGUUUUGUAUGUUUGUUUAAUCUCCUUGACUAAAUAAAAUGGGGAUGACUCACUUGGUUGUAUACAGGCACUUGUUACUUGCCAUAUGUAAGCAAGUGAGAACUCAAGGCUGCCACGUCAUGUGAACUGGCCUGGAGUGGCCUUGGUUAGAUUGCUGCCUGUUAGCUUUAGUUCAAAUAGAGUGCUCAUAUUCUAGUCUAAUGCAGUCAGGUGACCUUGUCAGCCUAAUUUCACUGUCAAGACUUUCUCUUGCUUUCUUCUGCGUGGUUAAUACUAAUUCUAGAACCUGCAUUUAUUUUACUUGUACGUCAGUCUCAUUCUUUUGAAUGGAUCUUUCAUUUCAAGUAGAUAUACCUAAGAUCACAAUCUUAGAAUCAGUUUCUUUGUCUUUCCCUCUGGGUGUAUUUAAAAAUGCAUGUAAGCAGUGAAAAGAUUGUUCUUGCAACAUCAUAAAGUUGUGUGGUUUUGACAAAGUGCUGGAAUCCUGGAUAAUUGAUUGGAGUUCUGCAUGAGUAAGGACUACAUUGUUGGGACUUAGAAGUGACAGUUGCAGAUGGAUGCUUUUACCAAAAAGAGUUCAGUAGUGGUUUUAACCUGCUAUUCUCUCUCCCCCCCACCCCUCUACAGAACAUCAUUACCUGCACCAAUGUUCACUAGGAGUGAUUUCAGUAUCUGGAGUAUCUUAAAAAAAUGCAUUGGACUGGUGAGUUACUGUCACAUACUGAUGUAGUUUACCUGGUGCUUUUGAUAAAAUUUGCAUUGCUUAGUGAGGGCAAAGGUCAAGUUUGCAGAUGCAAAAUAGAAGUACCAGAACUGUUGUGGUACAAUGCAGAAAGCAAAGAGUGAAAUUGGCUUGUUCUGUUAUCCAUGCUGAAGUACAAAAAAUACAUAAUAUUAUUACUGCUCUUUGUUCUGGUAAUGAAGGCAGUGAUGGUUUUGUAAAUGAAAUAGCAGCACUUUGACUCUUCUGGUCCUAAUUGCUAAUUUUUCCUCUUUUCUCUCUUAUUCCCCACCUUUUAAAGUUUUUUUUUUAAAGUUUCAAUCUUUUUCUUUAAAUGAUUUUUGUGACGAUUUGGUAGGUAGUCCUGAUACAAAUUAAAUCCUUAGUGUAUUGCUCUGUGUUGAGCACACAUUUGAAAUAUUUCCUCAGACUAUGCUUUCACAUUACAUUAUUUAUGUAUCUGUGAUUAUAAUUCCAUAUUUUGAAGAUACUGGUCUGUUACUGUGGAUCAGUCCCAUGAAUUGCCUAAUGUAGACAGUUACCCAGCAUUGAGAGGCAAGCUAGCAGGUGAUAUUUAACAAUAAUAUUUCUUUUACCUUUUUGUGUUUUCUUGCCAUUGGCACACAUGACUAGACAUCUGGGGCGUGAAUGCUUAUUGUGAUAGUGCAAGCUUUCUAAAUUUUGUUUUAACCACAUUCUCUGUAUAUCUGCUGCUUUAGUAGGAGGCUGACAGUGAUUUUUAGCUGAUGUCUCAUGCUCCAUUAUACACCAUGCCUCUGCAUUUUAUCAUAGUUGCUCAAGCCCUUGUUUCUUAUUCAUAUUGUAUGCAUUUUCUCUUGUACUGUUUAGGAGUUGUCUAAGAUAACCAUGCCCAUUGCCUUCAAUGAACCCUUGAGCUUCCUCCAGCGGAUAACAGAAUAUAUGGAACACACAUACCUCAUUAAUAAAGCAUGCAGUCAUUCAAACUCGGUAGAAAGAAUGCAGGUAAUGUUAGCUAUCAUGCAGCUUUGCCCUUCAAAUUCUUUCCAUCGUGCAUUUAAGAUGGCUGGCUGCCUGCCUAUGUAGAGAGUUGUGGGGGCUUAUAGGAAGCAAGCUUAUAUGACUGUCCUAAUAAGUUGCUUAUUUGAGUGUUUAGCAAUUUGCAGUAAGUAUCAUGAAAAGGUUUUAUGUUCAGGUCACUCAACCAUUGCAGAAGCAGCACCUUUUCAAAAUUAUUGUAAAUCUGUCACGAACUGAGCUAAAUGGCAGAAUACCAGAUCCCAGAGGUAACAGUAUAGAAAUUAAAAUCCCGUAAAGGAUCUUGUUGCUUUAUUAAACCCCAACAAUUUUAGCACUCAUAAUUUAGACAUGACUAUCCUCACAGCACUAAAAACUCUUACAAAUAUAGAGGUUAAAUGCACCUAAUUCAUGGUGACACCAGGUGAUGAACCAGUUGGUAGCCCCAUCCACUUGUCAAAUUGGAUCAAACUCUUGACACUUGGGGAAGCAAAAGGUCCAGCUGGAAGAGGUUCCUCACCUGUGGCUUAGAGAGAAGAUUGCAUCUCCAGAAGCAAUUGGUCUUUUUUGUUUAGGGAACAUUUAAACACCAUUUGAGAAUAGUAAAGGAAAAGUUAUUACAGCAUAUAAAAAUCAUAAUUGCCCAUUUGGGAUUGCCUUUUGUUUUACAUUAAGAUUCCUUACCACUAUGCUUUUUGCAGGCUGUUGCUGCUUUUGCAGUUUCUGCUGUAGCCUCUCAGUGGGAGAGAACUGGCAAACCCUUUAACCCUCUUCUUGGAGAAACAUACGAAUUAAUCAGGUGAGAAUACCAACUUUGACAGAGUCUUGUUUUUCCUUUGAGAUAUACACAUUCCAACUGGCUUGAACAAAAUGGGUUUUUCUAGGAGUGUAAAGUCUGCUUGGUCUUUGUUAAUGUAAACUAUUUCAAAUGUUAGCCAAAACUCUCUGAUCUGUAUCAGAUAUGCUGUUUGAUCAGCCAUCUAAUUGUUUAGAAAUUGUGCAAAAUAUGAAUGUUAAGAAGAUUUUCUUGAGGUAUAAAGAGGGUGCUCAGGAGGGCCCCAGACUAUUGGGGCUGCUUAUGAACUACACCAUAAUCUCCUACUAGAAUCUUUACUGUCCUUUUAUGGCAUUUCUGUAUGGGCUCUGGAGUGGGGGAUUUUUGAAAUCCCAGUCCCCAUGUUGACUACACGCAGGCUUCUCUAGCACUACAUUGUUUAGCUGAUGGUGUGGAUAAACAUGGAUGAAGGGUGUGGAAAACCAAAUGAAAGGGGUUGUAUCCAUUGUUGUGCUCCACACCUUGGUGGUGGGGGUAAGAGAUAAGGGAGAAAGUCCCAUUGCUCAAGCAAAAAUCCUUGCAUGUCCCAGCUCCUAGGGGCAAAGGCAGUUUCGGAGCCCCCUAUGUUUUUUAGAGGGAGGCUGGCCCCCUCAAUGUUCAGAGGGCAUUCGGCUCUUCAGGAUGUCACACCGGGCCCACUCAGUGAACUCUGAUUGGCAGGGUGCAAUACCGCCCAAAAUAUUUGCCUGUGUAUGUGAUAGUACGUUGUGUUGUUUUAUAUUCAAGUGCCAAGCCAAGAAUGCCAUAAAUUCCCAUGUAGACAUGUUUUUGUUGUAUUAAUGGUAUUGUAUAGUUUGCUGGUGAUGAUAUUGGUACUUAAUACUCAAGUAUCUACCUCAUCACAGUGCUUAAAAAGGUUUAUCUACUAAUAAGUAACAUGGGUAGUGGGGCAGAGUUAUUUCCAGCUGUUGUAGGGGAGAGCAGUUGGAUUGUACAGCAGUAAUUCAGAACUGGUAUUCUGUCUCAUUUAUACUGAUCAUUGCCUUUUCUUCUUUGUAGGGAGGAUUUAGGAUUUAGGUUUAUUUCUGAACAAGUCAGUCAUCACCCACCUAUCAGUGCUUUUUAUUCAGAAGGCUUAAACCAAGACUUCAUUUUUCACGGAUCAAUUUACCCUAAACUGAAGUUCUGGGGGAAGAGUGUAGAAGCAGAGCCACGGGGAACAAUAACAUUGGAACUCCUAAAGUAUGUAUAUAUAUUUUCUCUUGUUACCUAUGUAUGACCUCCAAACUGUCUCAUGUAAAUGCAUAGUAUAUUGUGAUCUUUCUCUGGUUUGCAUAGGCCUGUGAGUAGUUGAGCUUAGGUAAUUUGAGGGUUUUUUUUGCAGUGUACUAGGAGAUGAAACACAUAUACAUAAAUUACAGUGUGUGAAUUGGUUGAGACUUCUGCAGAUGAUGACACAAUCACAUGACUUCAACAUUUGGGCCUCAUUCCCUACCCCUCAACCCUUAGGCAGUUGGCAUUUUCUGAAACAAAAAAAGGGAAUUCUUCUGCUUCUUAAACUGUUAUGAGAUAUGUGAUCAAGAGCUCUGCUGUAUUAUGGAUGACACAAAGUUAUCGCUGUCCUGGACUUGGAUAACAACUGGUUCAAAAUAGGCAUCAAUUGAUUUAACAGUUUGGUGGUUUGCUUUGUUGAAUAUCAAUAAGAAAAUACAAAGGACAAACAGAUAAGUCUGAGCACUGCUGGGAUACAAAAGAUAAUAAACUACUGAGAUGCUUGACAUACAUGGAAAACAGAAUUUAGAAAUGAUACUUUAUGUAAUAGCUAAAGUCAAAAUAGAAAAUAUAGACGAGCUUAAGAGCCAAACAGCAAGUAUUUCUGUACAGAAAUCUAUUUGUCUCAAGAGCACGUUUUACAGUUUAAGCAUUCAAUACUCAGAUUUAAACCCUCACAUGCUACCUGUAUGUUGUUGCUGAAAUCAAUAUUCCAGCCAUAUUUAUUGAUCUUUCACACACACAUUGUGUGUGUGUGUGUGUUCAGGGUCUCCUAGUCCAGGAAUUAUUGAAGCUAUUGCACAAGGCAUAGCUGAUAAAAGUUGCUUCUAGUCACGGAGGCUACCUGGGCUCCAGUGACAAUGCUGCAACCAAAAGCACCCCUGCCCAGGGCAGGCAAUUUGCCAGUUUCUCAGAAUGAAGUUGUUGCACCAUUUUGGAGGCAUAUUCCUCAGUAUCAAAGGUCCACACUGCACAUACAAUCAAAUGCAUGUAACAGUAGCCCAUGAGUCCAUUUUAGAUUACGAAAAGGUGCUUCCAGUGAAGGGACUAGGAAGUGAUGAGGGGGUGGUUAACCCUUUCCUCAUUCCAUACUGUCCCCUCAAUGCAUCACGCAGUUUUAAAUUAACGUGCAUUUCGGAACCCAGGAGGGUAAAUCUUGCAGGUGGAGAUAUUGAAAAUGGGAAAGGCAUGGGAGGAAAGAAUUAAGAAUUCUUUCUCCUUACCACCUACCUGCUCUUUAUUGUCCUCACAAGUAGUGAUGUCUGUCAUCUAAAUGGGUAUCUAAACUGCUGUUAUGUGCAUAAUAUGUAACUUGGUGUAAAAUUAUGAGAUCUUGAAUUCAAUUACUGCAUGUUUAGAGGUGAAAUUGCAUGUUGAUUACAUUUAACAUGCUUCAAGAGCUUUUAGUACUAGAAAAGAGAGAGAUUUGACAGAAGUGCAAGACACCGGCGAUAAACACCUUAGCAGAAAUAAUCAUUUCUGUCUGCUGAUUUAACUCAAGCUUCUUUUAGCAAGGGCUCUCAGCAGAUACUACCCACAUAUUCAGAUUAUUAAGGAACUUCAAACAAGCCUCUUUUCUUUCAUUCAAUUGCUUAUUCGCCUUCCAUCUGUUCAGAACAUGGCACAAUUACAAUGACUGAGGGUGAACAUUGCAGAGACCGCUACAAAAACAGGAGCUGUUCAUUGGAAAAUGAUCCGGAGCGCUUGGAUUCUCUUUUCAGAUUCUCUGCUUUUAGCGUCCCUGGUAUCUGAUUGGCCUUUCUUCUCUCCCCCACAGACAUAAUGAAGCUUACACAUGGACUAAUCCUACUUGCUGUGUACAUAAUGUAAUUAUUGGCCAUCUCUGGAUAGAACAGUAUGGAACAGUAGAAAUUAUAAAUCACAGGUAUCCUUUAUUUAUUUUAUUUCAUUUGUAUUCCCAACCCUUUACCUUCACGGAACUCAAUUUUUGCCACUAUGUGUCAUUUAAAAACUGGAAAGUGGAACAGAGUACAGUGGUACCUCAGGUUACAUACGCUUCAGGUUACAAACUCCGCUAACCCAGAAAUAGUGCUUCAGGUUAAGAACUUUGCUUCAGGAUGAGAACAGAAAUCGUGCGGCAGCAGCAGGAGGCCCCAUUAGCUAAAGUGGUGCUUCAGGUUAAGAACAGUUUCAGGUUAAGAAUGGACCUCCGGAACGAAUUAAGUUCUUAACCCGAGGUACCACUGUACUCCUAUCUUACAGUAUGUAUAGAUUAAUGAAUUAAAAUAAAAUACUUCUAGCUCAAUUAAGUGGCACAAUUGUAAUGAAGUCCAGUUUUCUUCUGGUCACUUGGGGAGCAGUUAAGUGAUAAUGAUUUGAAUGGGUGUGCGCUAUUAUCUCCUUUGUGUUUGGUAGAGAUGUUCCUGUGUUUGAAAGAUUUGUUGCUAAUUUGGAGGUCCGUGUAUGUGAUCUGCUUCUGCUGGAAUUUUUUUUCUGAGCAUUACCUCCUUGACAAUUUCGCCUGUAUGGAUUUUUAUGUGGGGUCCAACCUCUCAAGCAAAUAUUUUUUGGCCCCCACGAUGCCACUGACUUUUGCAGCAGUGAGUAAAAAAAUUAAAAUUAACCUAGCACUGGGAAGGGUGGAGCCCAGUGCCCUAAUGAGGAAGCAGAUCAUCCCCUAUACCAUUGUCAGAUGGACCAUUUGAUGGGCCGAAAGGACCUUGCAUUCCUUGGCUAAUGUGCAUGGAUCGUCCGAGGAGCAGCUUGUGGUGUUGGUGUGUCCAGUAUGUAGGUGUGUGAGAGAGAGUGGGGUGACCACACCCACCGCUGGGAUGCAGCCCCCAGAGAGUUGGCCAAAGGAGAAUGUGGCUCCCAGACCCAGUUAUAAGCUUCCUGUCUUUCAUAAAGAAGCCUGAAAGUUUGGUGCACUCUUCUUUGCUUAUAUUUCCCUUUUAAUAGCUCUUGUACCAAACCUUCAGACGAUGACUUAAAUAUCAUGGAGUUGAAAUUCAUGCCCAGGGGGAGCAAUGGAGAUCUGUUGCCAUUUUUCACAAGACAGCAGCCACAAUCCCUCUUGUACAUGCAUACCUUUCCAUCCUUCCCCUUUCCUUUUUACUUGUACAGCAUCACAUUGUAUCUUAAACCUGUUGUUGAAACUCUGCAUGUAUGGUUGUAGUGAUCCCAACACAGUGACUACCGAAAUCAUGCUGGUAUCAGGCAGAAGGCUUUUACAAGAACUUUGUGAGGAUUCAACACCAAGGAAUUAAUCUGUUAACUACACUUUGUUUUCCUUUUGCAGUACUGGAGAUAAAUGUAUCCUUCACUUUAAACCAUGCGGUCUGUUUGGGAAAGAGCUUCACAGAAUAGAGGGCUACAUUCAGGACAAAAAGUAAGUCUACGUGCUUGUUUACGUGUUCAGGGAUUGAGCUCAGUUGUCCUACUCUAGUUUGAGCUCGGCUAGAGGAAAAUUUGAGAGGGAGUAUGCAGACAUACCUGGCCACAGAAGCUGAUGUAAAUCAAGCUUCUGUAAUAAACAUUUGUUUGAAGAAUAUGUUACUGACAUCCUGGGUGGAAAAUGUAAAUAUAAGGUUGCUUAGUAAACCUGCAAUAUUCCCUUCCCUUAUUUUAUUUUACCAGAAGAAAUAAUCUUAGAGUGGAAGUUCAAGUUGAACUCUACAAAAAACACACCCUCGUAUUGCUCUCUUUCCCCUGCAAUUGUUUUGAUCACUUCCUGUGUCCUGGUGGUGUCAUAUUGUUCAUUUCCACACACACACACACCCAUUUGUUGCCUUCUGAUGGUGGGAAGGAUAAAUACACUUUUUGAUGAUAUUGAGAUGCAAGUGACUCAUCUUCCAUGUUACAGAGGAGCAACAGUGAGCUCAAUAGGGUGUCAUUUUUAGCAGCAGCUCCUUGCUGAAAGUAACAUGCAGUUCUGCUCAUAGUUUGGUCUGAACUAAAUACAGUCUGGACUUUAGUUAUGUUCAGUGUUAUUAUUUUUCAAAAUAAACAGUAAGAAGAAACUUGCAGUGAUCUAUGGCAAAUGGACAGAAUGUUUGUGGUGUGUUGAUCCUUCCACUUAUGAAAACUACAAGAAGAACGAGAGGAGAGGUGGUGACCAGAGGAAACCAAAGCCGGUAAUGUUUGUUGAUGUUGUGAUGGCAGGAGGAGGACUUAAACUCUUAAACUUAAACUCUUUUACUUAAAUGAGGUGUUCCUCAAAAAGGAAACAUUGGAAGGAACCAAACUGAUGCAGUAUUAGGUGGACUGAGUAAAGCUUAUACUUGAUUAUCUUUGUGACAAGGGUCCAGAUCUUCCAAAUUAAAGUGUUUUGUGAACUCCCACAGACUUCAGUAUCUGCCUGGAAUGAGCAUUAGGAGAAGCUGCUGUCCAAAUUUAAUCACAUCUUAUCGUCUUCACAUUAGAUUGUUAAAAAUGAGAAUGCUACUGAUGCAUUGGGGUUUUUUAGCUGUAAAGCUGUAAAUUGAGGCUAUGCUGUUCUGCGACUUUUUCUGUUUGGGCAUAUAAUAAACCCUUUAAUAGAGCCCCUCUGUGAACAAUCUCAGGUUUUCAUUUUGUCUCCCGCUUCUUCUGUACUCUGUGGAUUGUAAAUCUCCUGGGAUCAAGAGCUAGAUUUUAAUGUACCAAUAUCCAAUCUCCUUUCUUGAUGUAUUUGUGUUCUGGGAGUUACUACCUGUUAUUUUGAGAGAGGCCCAUUCUUGGGCCUCAGCUUACAUACGGUUCUUGGGGGGAAAUGACUAUUUGCUUGUUUGUAUGAACAAAAACAGAAGAAAAGAGAAUAGAGGCUGGAAUAGAAUAUAAAAGGAGCAAUGAAUAGGGUUGUUCACACAGCCCCCAUCCGAACUUGUCCUGGAGUCCUGAUUUGGGGCGCCAGAUCACCACCUACCUGGGGAACACCACCUACCUGGGGAACACCUGGGAAUCUGGCCCCAAAUCAAUUCAGAGGCAGGGCAUAUGUUCAGUUAGGAUUAUUUUACAUCUUUCCUUUAAAAAACAAAAAAAACAAACAAAACCUAAUUAACCAUAUGCUGCAGGUAGGGGAAGGAGAGGCUGUGUCUUGUCCUUCCCUGGCCUUGCUCUAUAUCACAUUUAAUCAGGAUUUAAAGCCCUGAUAAAGCAUGAGAAUCAAGAGGGGGGCAGGAGAAGAGAUGCUGUGUCAUUUUGAACUUGACAUACUUCUUACUUUCCCUGAACUAUGUCUUUGUUUCAAGAGUGAUGAUCCUGAUAAUGAUGAAGCAGAUGAUAUGCCAGAGAUCCAAGAGACUGUGCAAGUUGUACCUGGCAGUAAGCUACUUUGGAGGAUAAGCACUAGACCACCAAAUUCAUCCCAGGUAAGUUGCUUAUUAAUUGGUAUAUUGGGAGCAGGGACAUAAUUCAAAAGACCUAGUUCAAGUAAGGUAGACUAAUCACACUACAACAAUCAGACCAAAGGCCUAUCUAGUCUAGCAUUCAGCUCUCACAGCAAUCAGCCACAUGCCUACUGUAAGAAUUUGUGUGUGUGUGUGUGUGUGUGUGUGUGUGUGUGUGAGAGAGAGAGAGAGAGAGAGAGAGAGAGAGAGAGAGAACAAACCUUUUGUUACUCUUGAGCUCUGCUACAACCAAAUGAGAGAGAAUCUAUCUUGACCUUUGGACUCUGUAUUCUUACUAUUAAUAGUGUUGUUAUUAGAUGUUUUAUUUUGCCUAUCAUGGAAGGUUUAAGGAACACCAGGUAGAGAUGGUUACCAGUACUCUUUUAUAUUACAUUAAAAGUGUGGGAAUUAUAGGGGGAAAGGAAACUCUGAGGUCAUUCCAAGCUAAGUAGUUUGCCAUGCUGCCUAUUGAUGUACCCACAUAAUAUAUGUGGCUCAACCUGCCUCAAGAUUAUUAUUUCACUAUCUGUACUUUUUUCCUGUUUGGCCAUAAUGAGGAUUGGUAGUACUAUGGCAGAAUGAGAGAGAUAACUGAAAUUCUGCUGAUUUGAAUUUGGAUAUUAGACACAAGCUUUUCCAAUAAUAAUAAUAAUAAUAAUAAUUUAUUAUUUAUACCCCGCCCAUCUGGCUGGGCUUCCCCGGCCACUCUGGGCGGCUUCCAAAAGAAUAUUAAAAUACUAUAAUACAUCAAACAUUAAAAGCUUCCCGAAACAGGGCUGCCUUCAGAUGUCUUCUAAAAGCCUGGUAGUUGUUGUUCUCUUUGACAUCUGGUGGGAGGGUGUUCCACAGGGAAGGCGCCACUACCGAGAAGGCCCUCUGCCUGGUUCCCUGUAACUUGGCUUCUCGCAGUGAGGGAACCGCCAGAAGGCCCUCAGUGCUGGACCUCAGUGUCCGGGUAGAAUGAUGGGGGUGGAGACGCUCCUUCAGAUAUACUGGACCAAGGCUGUUUAGGGCUUUAAAGGUCAGCACCAACACUUUGAAUUGUGCUCGGAAACGUACUGGGAGCCAAUGUAGGUCUUUCAAGACCGGUGUUAUGUGGUCUCUGCGGCCGCUCCCAGUCACCAGUCUAGCUGCCGCGUUCUGGAUUAGUUGUAGUUUCCGGGUCACCUUCAAAGGUAGCCCCACGUAGAGCGCAUUGCAGUAAUCCAAGCAGGAGAUAACCAGAGCAUGCACCACUCUGGCGAGGCAGUCCGCAGGCAGAUAGGGUCUCAGCCUGCGUACCAGAUGGAGCUGGUAAACAGCUGCCCUGGACACAGAUUUGACCUGUGCCUCCAUGGACAGCUGUGAGUCCAAAAUGACUCCCAGGCUGCGCACCUGGUCCUUCAGGGGCACAGUUACCCCAUUCAGGACCAGGGAAUCCUCCACACCUGCCCGCCUCCUGUCCCCCAAAAACAGUACUUCUGUCUUGUCAGGAUUCAACCUCAAUCUGUUAGCCGCCAUCCAACCUCCAACCGCCUCCAGGCACUCACACAGGACCUUCACUGCCUUCACUGGUUCUGAUUUGAAAGAGAGGUAGAGCUGGGUAUCAUCUGCAUACUGAUGAACACCCAGCCCAAAUCCCCUGAUGAUCUCUCCCAGCGGCUUCAUGUAGAUGUUGAAAAGCAUGGGGAGAGGACAGAACCCUGAGGCACCCCACAAGUGAGGGCCCAGGGGUCUGAACACUCAUCCCCCACCACCACUUUCUGAACACGGCCCAGGAGGAAGGAGCGGAACCACUGUAUAACAGUGCCCCCAGCUCCCAGCCCCUCAAGACGGUCCAGAAGGAUGUUAUGGUCGAUGGUAUCAAACGCCGCUGAGAGAUCCAGCAGAACUAGGAAACAGCUCUCACCUUUGUCCCUAGCCCGCCGGAGAUCAUCAACCAGUGCGACCAAGGCAGUUUCAGUCCCAUGAUGAGGCCUGAAUCCCGACUGGAAGGGAUCCAAAUGGUCCGCUUCUUCCAGGCGUGCCUUAAUGCACAAGCAUAUUCUUCAGUUGUGCAAAAAUGCUGUGGCAGGUUGCCAAAGACAAUAUUUCCGAGCUCAAAAAGUAUUCCACAGCAACCAAACAGUAUUGAUCUCCAAAACUGAUAUUUCACUUUGAUGGUCACUUCUUGCAUCAUCUCUGUACAAGACACAAUAGAAAACUCCAUUUUUGGGACUGUUUCCUGUGCUCGUUCCCUGUAGCAGGGCAGACAUCUCUAAUAUUGAUGAUCAAUCCACAUUUUGUGCUUGUGGACUGAAAGGAUUCCAUUUGGCUGCUGCGUGUUUUUCAAUGGCAGGACUGUUGUUAAUGGGCUUCCUUUUGUGCUGCUUUUGCUGUUAUGAGAGAUGUGAAUUUGCCCCCCCCCUUAAAAUAGAAAUGACCUCUUCCAGGUCAUUCUCACAUUGCUUCUGUUCUGUGUUUCAUCAUCUCUGAUUGCCUUGCCAUCUCUGUGUUCUUGGGCAGACGUUGCUUAUGAUUCUAUUGGAGGUGUUUUUGAUUUUCCGGUUGCUUUUUUUGGCAAAUUCAGUGUUCAACCAGUUCAUACAGGACUCGGACAAAUGACUCAGCAGUUUCUCCUAGCAUAGUAGGCUGCAGUCCUAACUCCACUUACCUGAGUAUAACCCCCAUUUUAUGAAACAAGACUUACCUCUGAGUUAGGUUAGGAUUGUGCUGUUAGCUCUCUGAUAAAAGUAGGCCCUCUGAGGAAGCACAGCACAUUUUGGAAUGAAGUAUAUAUGGAAUUUAAAAGCAAUGCUGUCUUCUUUGCCCCAUAGCAGCUAAUAGCAGUUUCCAAUGAGGGGAGGGGGAGAGACUCACGUUGCAUGAAAGGCUAAAGCACUUCUUCCUUCAGUGCUUCCCCUGAGGGGAUCUCCACCCAAGCACUCACUGUUACUUUGUUUAGGAGGAAGGCUUGCUCGCUUAUCUCUGCAUAGCACUGGUGGGUAAUGCCAUAGCACAUCUUUAUAGGAUGCAAAUGUCAGUUCACCCUGACAAUAUAAACACAUUUUUGUUUUCGUUCAAGAUGUACAAUUUCACCAAUUUUGCCGUCAGUCUCAACGAACUAGAAAAAGGCAUGGAAGAAGUGUUGGCUCCCACUGACUGUCGAUUGAGGCCAGACAUCAGAUACAUGGAGAAUGGAGAAAUUGGUAUGUGUGAGUGGGUAGGUUUUAGGAGUGGGCCUGCCGGCCUGCCUGCCCAUGCAGAUUAGAAAUUCCAAGCAUUAUAUUCUGCCAUUUUGCAUGCCUCUUUCCUCUCAUUUAUGUUAAUGCAGAAAUUUAUAGCCUGCCCUUCAGUAAGUUCCCAAGGCAGGUGGAUGGUAGAAUGGGCCUCUGGGGGGCGGGGAAGUAGUCACCCACGUAACUGCCUAUGGACUACUUAAAGCUUCAGGUAUCACAUAUUAUAAUAAAACUGCAAAUUAUAAAAUGAUACUCCGGAACAGCUCCCUGUUGGCUUAAUUCCAGCCACCUUUCACCCAGCUUCGUCUAGUGAUCAGGCUGCAGUGCUUUCUCUUUGAUUCAGACCUGACAGUUGUGCCUUUGUAAUCUUGCAGUCAUGCUGCUGUGUUACUUUUUAGUAGAGCUGCUUUGGUGAAUGGGAGGGUGCAGCUGUUAAUGGAUUGCGGUGCCUUGCUUCCUGCUGGCAGACCCCUCACAAUUAUGGGAUUUGCCUUUCUGGGCAACUUGCUAAAAUCAAAGCCUGGGCAUCUUUCAGUGACCAAGUUUAAGGUGGUGGUCUGAGUAGAAUGAGAAAAAAUUGCUUUGUGUUGUGAGCUUUCCUUAAAUGUGUUCUUAAAACUAUCUGGAUUUUGUUUCUCUACCUUCCAUUCCUUUGUACUUUUUCUCCUUAUUUUAUAAAGUAAUCAGUCCCUAUUAAAAUGUCUGUUAGAUCUGGCUAGCAAAGAGAAAGAGAGACUAGAAGAGAAGCAGAGAGCUGCUCGUAAGGAACGUGCAAAAGAUGAAGCCGAAUGGAGAACAAGGUAACUAGUGGUGGAAACGGAAACUGGCUGUGCAGUUAGGCUGUUUGCAGUUAUGGCCAUAUGAAGAUUACCACAAGUGCAUGUUUGUUGGUAACAUGCUUACUCUGAGGAGGGAGGCUGUUUGUGUGAACAGAGAAACUAGAUGAGGUUGGUAUAAGGAUCAAAGUAGUGUAGAAUCGGUUUGUGCAGUCUUUUUCCUCCUCAGAAAUCCCUGUGCCUUCUUAAUGAACAGUAUAGAGAAGCAGUGCAGCCUUUUCUGGUACUACUACAGCAGUGUGCUCAAUAAGUGUUAUUAAUACUAAUGUUAAUAGUGCUGGCAACUGACCUAAUGCUCAGAUGGGUUGCUGAAGGGGGAACUGGGUGGGAACCUGCAAGUUCUCCUUAAAGCCAGUGAAGGGUCAUAACUCUUUACCCUGGCAUUUUACACUAGAUAGAUAGGACCUACUCUAGUUGUGAUUUGUUUCAAUGCUGUAUUUUAUAUUGCUGUAACCCACACGGGGACCGUUUGGUGAAGGGCAAGUAAUAACUCAUCAUACUCCAGUAACAGAGGCCAUCCUUCUCUGACAGGUUAAGGUAUGGCUGUGGGACCCUCCAGACUGGAGCAUUUGUGUGGGUGUGUUCUGUGACACAUCAUUCACACAGUAAUGGUGCAUUAGCUGCAGAUUUAUGCUGGACCAUCUGCACUCCUGCAUUAUAGUGCAACAAAAGCGGGCAAAAUGAAGUAAGGCGGAACCAUAAAAGUUACAGAAUUUCCUUGAGGCAUUUAUAGGUCAAAAGUAGCACUUUGAAUUGAGCCUGGAGACUAAGAGUGUAGUCGUGCUAGAAUUGGUUUUAUAUGCUUGGACUGUCUUGCUCCAGUCGGCAAUCUGGAUGCUGAAUUCUGCAACAGCUGCAGUUUCUAAACCAUCUUCAAAGGCAGCUUUAUGUAUAACGCAUUACAGUCAUUUAGCCUGGAGGUUACCAGAGCUUAGGCAACAGAGGUUAGGCUUUAUUAAUGUAUUUUACGGUUGCACCUAACAUUUCCCCAACCCACUGUCUCCUUUUUUCCACAGAUGGUUUUAUCAGGGCACCAAUCCAUACCUUGGGACUCCUGACUGGUUAUACUCAGGAGGGUACUUUGAUAGAAACUUCUUUGACUGUCCAGAUAUAUACUGA
Podarcis lilfordi (Lilford's wall lizard) is the source of this 35850-nucleotide messenger RNA. The record is from the annotation of a GenBank genome assembly. NCBI's taxonomy places the organism in Eukaryota, Metazoa, Chordata, Lepidosauria, Squamata, Lacertidae.